Molecule: messenger RNA, 837 nt
Organism: Malus domestica (apple)
Lineage: Eukaryota; Viridiplantae; Streptophyta; Magnoliopsida; Rosales; Rosaceae
Source: RefSeq, a predicted model, not a curated record
AUGUUAGAAUUUGUAUAUAAAGCAUGGCACGCAGGACAUGAUGAGAGCAGUGGCAAUGAUAUCCGGGAAACUUUCGUCAAAUCUGUGAAGUCGGGAGAUUGGGAUAAUGCCAUCAAGUUACUUCGCAAACAUCCCGAGCUCGGAAGUGCAAGAAUUUCAGAUGACAAAAUUCAAGGUGGCGGUACCGCUUUUCACUACGCCCUCUGGAAUUUCAGAAGUAGGGUGCGCAUCAUAAAACAGCUGGUGGAUUCAAUGACAAAGGAAGACUUGGAAAUACAAGACAAUCUUGGUUUGACAGCUCUUUUUCUUUUAAUAAUAUUUUGUCAAGAUAGGGUGGACGUAGCUAAAAGCAUGGUUGAAAAGAACGACAAGUUACUUAGUAUUUUACCUGCCAAUACCAUCGGCAACAGGACGACUCCUCUAGUUGUCGAGGCUCAGAGGUUGUCAAAUGGGGAAAGAAUGGCUCGUUAUCUGUAUUCGGUCACUCCACACGACACUCUACACGAGGUGGAGAGUGUUGCAGAUCGCAAUGAUCGUGAAUCUAUAAAUAAAGAUCAUAUGACACCCCGUGAAGUAUUUACCAAGAGCCAUAAAGAAUUGGGGAAAGAGGCAGAAGAAUCAAUGAAAAACACAUCAACUUCUUGUGCAGUUGUAGGUGCUCUCAUUGUUACCAUGAUGUUUGCCGCAGCAUUCACAGUUCCUGGAGGAAAUAAUGGAGAUACAGGUCUUCUUACAUUCUUAAGUCAAAAGGUGGAACAAUCCGAGGAUGACGACAUGGUGUCGCCGUCGCAGUCUUCGGAAAAAAUUUCAGGCGAGCAGGAGAAGCAGAGAGAUUGA